AUGAGCGCGACGGCAUCAACCCCAAGAGGCGAUAGAUGGUCUCGCAGACUAUCCUACCUCGAUGCCUUCCCCAAAAUCGAAAAGAACAUCACAAACGCAUCGGGAUCUGGAGGAGUGGUCUCAAUCAUUGUCACAAUCUUCUUAGCCUACCUCAUACUGUCUGAACUGAUAACUUGGAUGACGUUGAAACAAGAAUAUGAGUAUCUGGUGGAUCAGACUCCUAGUUCGGGAGGUGCAGGGUUGUUGAUUAAUGUGGAUUUGACUGUUGCGAUGCCGUGUAAUGCGCUGAGAGCUGACGUAUUGGAUGUCUCUCAGUCAUCUAUUCAUAUUGAGGAAUUCAAGUUGGUUGAUACUGUCUUUUCGUCGGCUGGUGCUCAUCAAUAUACAAACUCAAAUCCAACGCCACCACCUCUCAAUGUCCAUGAACUGCUACGGAAUGCUCAAAGAGGAGGCCAUGCUCUGCAUUUCAGGCUUCCCAGUAUUGGUGGGGAAGGUCGUCCCAAAGGUUGCAGGAUAUACGGACAAGCUCCAGUCAAGAAACUAUCUGGAAUGCUUCAUAUAACAGCACUAGGACAUGGAUAUAUGGGCCAACAUGUUGAUCAUGAACUCAUGAACUUCACACACCGUAUCGACAAGCUUUCAUUUGGACACUUUUAUCCUGGAUUACACAAUCCAUUGGAUUUGAGUAUUGAAUAUGCCACUGGUCCAUUUGACAUGUUUCAAUACUUCAUAUCGAUAAUACCGACGAUAUAUGUUGAGCCUGGUCUCUUGGCAGAUAAUGCGAUUUUGACGAAUCAGUAUGCUGUUACUGAUUAUCAGAGGAGUAUUGACCAUUCAAAGGGCGCUCAUGGUACACCAGGAAUCUUUAUUCGAUAUGACCUGGAAGCCUUGUCAGUACGCAUUACAGAGACAAGGCAAACGUUCUUGCAUUUCUUGACUAGGCUGUGUGGGAUUGUCGGAGGUGUGUUUGUCACAGCUGGCAUGAUACUGAACUUUAGCUUGUGGAUUGGCAGUCUUCCACAAGCAAUCCUGAAUGGUGACUUGGCGGGUGAUUCAGAUCAAUGA
Synchytrium microbalum is the source of this 1065-nucleotide messenger RNA. RefSeq lists its product as uncharacterized. The record is from RefSeq and is a predicted model, not a curated record. NCBI's taxonomy places the organism in Eukaryota, Fungi, Chytridiomycota, Chytridiomycetes, Synchytriales, Synchytriaceae. Bases 1 to 1065 code for a protein of 354 amino acids. Gene Ontology annotation, cellular component: endoplasmic reticulum; membrane; COPII-coated ER to Golgi transport vesicle. The transcript is spliced from 9 exons. Gene Ontology annotation, biological process: retrograde vesicle-mediated transport, Golgi to endoplasmic reticulum; endoplasmic reticulum to Golgi vesicle-mediated transport.